Molecule: messenger RNA, 318 nt
Organism: Heterostelium album PN500
Lineage: Eukaryota; Evosea; Eumycetozoa; Acytosteliales; Acytosteliaceae
Exons: 4
Coding region: 1-318 (105 amino acids)
Source: RefSeq, a predicted model, not a curated record
AUGUAUAAACACUGCGUAUCAUUACAAAAGUGGUUUAUUGCAGGUGGUAGUGGAAAGCAUCAUUGGGUGGUGACAACCGACCCAGACCCAUAUUCUGUUGGAUGGAGGUGUAGUCAUUGUAUCUACACUUCAACAGACAGUUGUCUAGCUAGACGGUGCUCAGCAUCCAUGGGAAAUAUACAGAUUACAGUCAACUAUACAUUUUAUAGAGCAGAUCGAUCGAAUGAUGAGAGUAGCAACCAGCAAAAGGGUCUAUGUUCUUUUAGCAUUGAACCCAAAUAUAGUUCCACAAUUGUAAGCUAUAACCUUAGUAUCUAA